CGAAGAGGCGGAGCAAUAAGGAUUCAACAUCAAAUUACUGAAAUGAAAGUGGAAGUUAGUCAAAGUAAAAUUAGAGCUGCAGACAGGUCAAUCUCCGUAUCUAAAGAAGAUUAAGAGGAAAUUUUUUUUCUCUCAACAACAAACUGGAAUGCAGCUUAAUCAUGGAUCCCUCAGUUGCACUGACAUCUCUUUGGGCCUCAUAUUCUAAAGUGAAAAAUGAAAAGCUAUAAAAAAGAAUCAACAGUAUGAAGCAAUUUCAUUUUUCAUGAAAUCAUGAUGGAACAGACCUCAUCUGGCUAUGAAACAGCUUACCUAAUUGUCCCAUUACCUGUGAGCUUCUGCAAAUGAGAGACAAGACUGCAGACAUGUUUGCUGCUAGUAAUCUGAAACCUGAAGAUCAGUUUCUGUGCUCCAUCUGCCUGGAUGUGUUCACUGAUCCAGUCACCACACCAUGUGGACAUAACUUCUGCAAAAACUGCAUCACCCGGAACUGGGACAUUAAUGUUAGGUGCAAGUGUCCCCUAUGUAACAAACUGUUCAAGAGACGACCUCAACUGGAAAUAAACACUUUGUUCUCUGAGGUGGUUGCUCAGUUCAGAGAUGAAGCUCAACAGAAUGCAAGCAGCAGCUCAGAGCAACAAGCUGCCAAACCAGGAGAAGUUCCCUGUGACUACUGCACUGGAACCAGACUGAGGGCCCUGAAGUCCUGCCUGGUGUGUCUGACCUCCUACUGUGAGACUCACCUAGAACCUCAUCUGACAGUCAAAGGUCUGAAAAGACAUCAGCUGAUUGAGCCUGUGGAGAACCUGGAAGGCAGGAUGUGUAUGAAGCACGAUAAACAUCUGGAGCUGUUCUGUAAGACCGAUCAGACAAGUGUCUGCACGCUCUGCUCUGUUUUAGACCACAAGACUCAUGAGUUUGUUCCUCUGAGAGAAGAAUCUGAAGAAAAGAAGACAGAGCUGAGGAAAAUGGAUGAUGAAAUUCAGCAAAUGAUCGAGAAGAGACGACAGAAGAUUCAGGAGAUCAAUGAGUCAGUGAAGAUGAGUAAAGAUGCUGCAGACAAACAGAAAACAGAAGGUGUUCAGAUCUUCACUGUUCUGAAGGAGUUUAUUGAGAAAGACCUGAAGAAGGUCAUAAAGGAGAUAGAAGACAAACAGGAAACAACAGAGAAACAGGCUGAAGAUCUCAUCAAAGAGCUGGAACAGGAAAUCUCCGAGUUGAAGAAGAGGAGCUCUGAGCUGAAGCAGGCCUCACGCUCUGAAGACCACCUCCACUUUGUUCAAAACUUUUCAUCUCUGAAAGCUGUUCCACCUACCAAGGACUGGACAGAGGUCAUCGUUCUUCCACCAACGUAUGAGGGGACUGUGAUGAGAGCUGUGGCUCAGCUGGAGGAGACACUCAAAAAACAUUUUAAGAAGCUGCUUGCUAAGGCUGAGCUGAGGAGGCUCCAGCAGUAUGCUGUGGAUGUGAGUCUUGAUCCUGAUACAGCACAUCCUGAGCUCAUCUUGUCUGAUGAUGGGAAACAAGUGAAUUUUGGUAAUGUGAAUCAGAGUCUAUCAGACAAUCCAAAGAGAUUCACAGUUUUUGCAAAUGUUUUAGGAAAGCAGGGUUUCUCUUCAGGCAGAUUUUACUUUGAGGUUCAGGUUAAAGGAAAGACUGACUGGAUUUUAGGAGUCGCCAGAGAGUCAGUGAACAGGAAGGGAGGAAACUCAGUAAAGCCUCAGGAUGGUUUCUGGGCUCUAUGGCUGAGGAACAACAACGAGUACACAGCAUGUACUGGCCCAGCAGCCGUUCUCUCUUUUCAGUCUGCUCCUGAUAAAGUGGGAGUGUUUGUGGAUUAUGAGGAGCGUCUGGUCUCCUUUUAUGAUGUGUAUGCAGCAGCUUUUAUCUACUCCUUUACUGGCUGCUCCUUCACUGAGAAACUUUACCCAUGUUUCAAUCCCUGUAAUAAUGAUAAUGGUAAAAACUCUGCACCUCUUGUGAUCACUCCUAUCAAUCGCAUUAACUAGACAAGAAAGGUUAUUACAUUUUAUUUGAAAGUGGUCUGUGAAAAGAUUGUAAUGCUGUUUUAUUGUUCUCUUUGACAACAUGUUUCUCAAUACUGAAUUUUCAUAAUUUCACACUCCCCCACAAUUACAUUUUUCUCCCUUUAAGAGGGAAAACAGGACGUCUAGUCUAGUGUCGUUUAAACCAAUGGAGCAAAAACAUUUAGGAAAUGUCCUUGUAGCCAAUCAGCCAAUCUGUAAUUAUGUCUUCAAUAAUGAUGUGUUUCAAUGCUGUCUCCACCAUAGGACAUGUUUUCUCAAUCAUCAUGUGCCUGUCUGUAUAUUUUUUAUAUAUAUGUUUUGUACACAGGUCUCUCUUGAAAAAGAGGGCUUGAUCUCAAUGAAAUUAUCUAUUUAAAUAAAAGAUUUAAUAAUGAUAAACAGACUUUCUUUACAUUAACAGGAUAAACCUUAAACCCCAGUCAGAGACAACAGUCAAUGGUUGUUACUUUCUUUGCACUCAGAUAAAUAGCAGCAUUGAUGCAUCAAAAAAUGUAUUGUAUAUUAUAUAAAAUCUUAUACUCUAUAUAUCACAUGUAUUAUAAAAAUCAUUAUUAUAACACGUGACUUUUCUUAUGUCCCUUGAAAUACUGUUUUUAAGAAAAAUCAUGACACAGGUGACCUGAACCUUUGUGUAAUAUCUAUUAGGAAUAAUAUAUUUCCCCUAUUUUAUUCAGGGGAAUCUAUGAUGGUCGAGAUGGAAGUAUUUGAUGACCUCUCAUGAAAUGACCCAUAAGAACAAUUUCAACAUUUUCUGCAUCAAGAAAUGAAUGCUUGCAAAUUCCACUGUUAAUGUAGUUUGCACUGCUGUAACUUUACAGUAGGUGUUCAUUGGCGGUGUUAGUACAUUAAAGGACAUUAAAGAAACUGAUGGACAUUAUGGACAAUGCCAGGCAU
Maylandia zebra (zebra mbuna) is the source of this 2942-nucleotide messenger RNA. Its product is annotated as E3 ubiquitin-protein ligase TRIM39. The record is from RefSeq and is a predicted model, not a curated record. Gene Ontology annotation, molecular function: zinc ion binding; protein binding. NCBI's taxonomy places the organism in Eukaryota, Metazoa, Chordata, Actinopteri, Cichliformes, Cichlidae.